AUGGUUUGCAGAAUGCUGGGAUUCGACGGUGCCCUGGACGCGACACGAGAGGCUAGGUUUGGUCAGGGUUCUGGUGAUAUUCUGCAUGUCAACUGCUGGGGAACAGAAGACAGCCUGGCCGACUGUUUCGAUUUGUGGCCUGACUCUUCCUGUGGGCAUCACAGGGAUGCGAGUGCCGUGUGUUACUCAGGAGUUCGUCUUGUCAGUGGAUCUAACGAUGCUGAAGGCAGAGUAGAGGUACUGUACGACGGCUCAUGGGGAACUGUCUGUGAUGAUAACUGGGAUCUGAGAGACGCGAGGGUGGUUUGCAGAAUGCUUGGGUUUGAUGGAGCCUUGGACGCACCGGGAUCUGCUAGGUUUGGUCAGGGCGGUGGUCGUAGUCUCUUAGUUUAUGUCGAGUGUGAUGGAACAGAAGACAACCUAGCUGACUGUGCUCAUGCAUGGGUUGGACGUUACAAAUGUAGUCAUGCAGAGGACGCAGGCGCUGUUUGUUAUUCGGGAGACAACCUAGCAGACUGUGCUCAUGCAGGGAUUGAACGUUACUCCUGCAGUCUUAUAAAGGAUGCAGGAGCCAUCUGCUACUCAGGAAAUCAUCCAAAUCCAUUCCAUGCUCGUCUUGUCGGUGGAUCAAAUGACGCUGAAGGAAGAGUUGAAGUCCUCAACAGUGGGUCCUGGAGAACUAUCUGUGAUAAUUGGUGGGAUCUGAGAGACGCGAGGGUGGUUUGCAGAAUGCUGGGGUUUGAUGGAGCCUUGGACGCACCGGGAUCUGCAUGGUUUGGUCAGGGCUCUGGUCGUAUUUUACUAAAGUAUGUCAAUUGUGACGGAACUGAAGACAACCUAGCAGACUGUGCUCAUUCAGGGAUUGGACUUUACUCAUGCAGUCAUACAAGGGAUGCAGGAGCCAUUUGCUACUCAGGAACCCAUCCAAAUCCAUUCCAAGUUCAUCUUGUUGGUGGGUCUAACGAUGCUGAAGGCAGAGUAGAGGUCAUGUACGAUGGAUCCUGGGGAACCAUCUGUGAUUAUCGGUGGGAUCUAAGAGACGCGAGGGUGGUUUGUAGAAUGCUGGGGUUUGAUGGAGCAUUGAACGCAACGGGAUCUGCAAGGUUUGGUCAGGGAUCUGGUGGUAUUUUUCUAGCUUAUGUCGGGUGUGAGGGAACAGAAGAUAACCUUGCAGGCUGUUCUCAUCGAGGGAUUGGAGAUCACGAUUACUGUGGUCAUAGUCGCGAUGCCGGCGCCAUUUGUUAUUCUGGAGCCCAUCCGAAUCCAUUUCAAAUUCGUCUUGCCAAUGGAUCGAAUGAUGCUGAAGGAAGAGUAGAGGUACAGUACGAUGGAUCCUGGGGAACUAUAUGUAAUUCAUGGUGGGAUCUAAGAGACGCGAGGGUGGUUUGUAGAAUGCUGGGAUUUGAUGGAGCCUUGGACGCACCGAGAUCUGCUAAGUUUGGUCAAGGCUCUGGUCGUGUUCUUCUUUCCUAUGUCGGGUGUGAUGGAACUGAAGACAACCUAGCAGACUGUGCUCAUGCAGGGAUUGAACGUUACCUAUGCAGACAAACAAGGGAUGCAGGAGCCAUUUGCUACUCAGGAAUCCAUCCAAAACCAUUUCAAGUUCGUCUUGUCGGUGGGUCUAACGAUGCUGAGGGCAGAGUAGAACUCAAUCACAAUGGAUCCUGGGGAACUAUCUGUGACUAUUUAUGGGAUUUGAGGGACGCGAGGGUGGUUUGCAGAAUGGCAGGUUUUGAUGGAGCCUUGGACGCACCUGGAUCUGCACGGUUUGGUCAGGGAUCUGGUCGUAUUCUACUAAAGUAUGUCACUUGUGACGGAAAUGAAGAAAACCUAGUUGACUGUGCUCACGCAGGGAUUGAACGUUACUCAUGCAGUCAUACAAGGGAUUCAGGAGUCAUUUGCUACUCUGGAAUCCAUCCAAAACCAUUUCAAGUUCGUCUUGUCGGUGGGUCUAACGAUGCUGAGGGCAGAGUAGAACUCAAGCACAAUGGAUCCUGGGGAACUAUCUGCGACGAUUUAUGGGAUUUGAGGGACGCGAGGGUGGUUUGCAAAAUGGGAGGGUUUGAUGGAGCCUUGGACGCACCGAGAUCUGCACGGUUUGGUCAGGGCUCUGGUCGUAGUCUGCUAAAGUAUGUCAAUUGUGACGGAACUGAAGACAACCUAGCAGACUGUGCUCAUGCAGGGAUUGGACGUUACAUAUGUAGUCAUACGAGGGAUGCAGGCGCUGUUUGUUAUUCGGGAGCUGCGCCUGGUAGUGCUAGGUUUGGUGCCGGAAGCGGUGAAAUCUUGUUUGAUGACGUUGGAUGCAAGGGCACAGAAGAUGCACUUGCUGAGUGCUACCAUCGAGGGCUUGGAAUCAACAACUGUGAACAUGAUAGGGACGCUGGUGUCAUUUGUUUUACAGGAGACCCAUUCAAGGUUCGUCUCACCGAUGGAGCGAAUGAUUCAGAGGGUAGAGUAGAGGUGAUGUACAAUGGAUCAUGGGGAACUGUCUGUGACAAUGGCUGGGAUACGAACGACGCGAGAGUUGUUUGCAGAAUGUUGGGGUUUGAUGGAGCUUUGGCAGCAACAGUUUCUGCACGGUUUGUUCGUCUGAUCGGUGGAACUAAUGACGCUGAAGGUAGAGUAGAGAUUCUACACGAUGGAUCAUGGGGGACUGUCUGCGACGAUUCGUGGGAUCUCAAGGACGCCGAGGUUGUUUGCAAAAUGUUAAGCUUUGAAGGAGCUUUGGACGCUCCACUUGGAGCUCGAUUUGGUAAAGGAUCUGGGAGCAUCUUUCUCGAUGAAGUUCAGUGCCACGGGACAGAAACUGACAUUGAACGUUGCGAUCAUGACGGCAUUGGUAUAAACAACUGCGCCCACAACGAGGAUGCCAGCGUUAUUUGCAUCCAAAAAGAUCCAUUCCAAGUUCGUCUUGUCGGUGGGUCUAACGAUGCUAAAGGCAGAGUAGAGGUCAUGUACGAUGGAUCCUGGGGAACUAUCUGUGAUGGUGACUGGGAUCUGAGGGACGCGAGGGUGGUUUGUAGAAUGCUGGGGUUUGAUGGAGCCUUGGACGCACCGAGAUCUGCUAGGUUUGAUCCAUUCCAAGUUCGUCUUGGCGGUGGGUCUAACGAUGCUAAGGGCAGAGUAGAGGUACUGUACGAUGGAUCCUGGGGAACUAUCUGUGAUGGCGGCUGGGAUCUGAGAGACGCGAGGGUGGUUUGUAGAAUGCUUGGGUAUGAUGGAGCCUUGGACGCACCGAUAUCUGCUAGGUUUGGUCAGGGCUCUGGUCGUAUUCUUCUAGCGAAUGUCAACUGUAAGGGAAUAGAAGACAACCUGGCAGACUGUGCUCAUGCAGGUAUUGGAGAUUAUACUUCAUGCGGACAUGAAAAGGAUGCAGGUGUCAUUUGUUAUUCCGGAGUUCGUCUUGUCGGUGGGUCUAACGAUGCUGAAGGCAGAGUAGAGGUACUGCAUGAAGGAUCCUGGGGAACAAUCUGUGAUGACUGGUGGGAUCUGAGAGACGCGAGGGUGGUUUGUAGAAUGCUGGGGUUUGAUGGAACCUUGGAAGCCAAGGGAUCUGCUAGGUUUAGUCAAGGAUCAGGGGACAUUCUUCUAGAUGAUGUUGGGUGUGACGGAACAGAAGAUAACCUUGCAGACUGUGCUCAUUUAGGGAUUCGAGUUCACAACUGUGGACAUGGUGAAGAUGCAGGCACUAUUUGUUACUCAGGAAAACGCUUGUCAGCUGUUGUAUCAUCUCGGAAACAAAAAUCGCAGGUGGCCUUGACAGUGAAUAAAAAUACAACAGGUGAGCAGGUGCACAUCAGGGGCGACAGCGGACAAAAUGCAACCCAUGAAUACAUGGACAUGAAUACUAUCCGUGAAAGACUUCCUAGUUCUAAAGAUGAAGACAUUGAUGGUUAUCUUUUACCAACUGCUACAACUCCGGAACCAAGAGUAUACAUGGAAAUAGGAACGACAACUGCAGAUGAAGCUAGAGUUCAGACGAAUGCUAAAAUGGCAGUAACUGGCGUCUCACUUGGUGAUGACAAAGUCAAAGUGGCAAGGUCAUCGCCAGAUAUGCAAUACGAUAUUAUUCCUGAUUACACCAACAUCACAACUGCUUAA
Molecule: messenger RNA, 4104 nt
Organism: Strongylocentrotus purpuratus (purple sea urchin)
Lineage: Eukaryota; Metazoa; Echinodermata; Echinoidea; Camarodonta; Strongylocentrotidae
Product: deleted in malignant brain tumors 1 protein-like
Exons: 16
Coding region: 1-4104 (1367 amino acids)
Biological process (GO): peptidyl-lysine oxidation
Cellular component (GO): membrane
Molecular function (GO): protein-lysine 6-oxidase activity
Source: RefSeq, a predicted model, not a curated record